CAGAAGUGAUGGUUGCGUCGGAUCUCUGAAUGUUCCUAGUCUAUUAGGAGUCGGAUGAAACUUCGCAUGAAGAGGGUUACACUGAUGAUGGCACUCCGAUGGACUCUUUUGUUUAUACUCAUGAUUUCAGGAGUUGUUGUUUCCCAGCAGGAGUGGAGUGUGAAUUACCCACAAAAAUCUAUCUGUGCUGUAAAGGAAUCCACAGUGACUGUGGGCUGCAGCUACGUGUAUAAUGCGACUAAUUCCACAGUUCAAGAAUCUUUUUGGAGUAAAAAGUUGGAUACAAACUACAAAAACAGGAUUCAGUAUCGGAAUGAAACGACACACGAUUGCAGCCUCAUCAUGAAGGGCGUUACACAAGAUGAUCAAGGGAAUUAUUUUUUCACCAUUCUAACGUCAGAUGGAAAACGGCUUCAAGGUGAAUCAGUUAAGCUUUCAGUCACGGAACCUCCAAAAAGAGUCUCAGUGUACAUCAGUCCCUCUGGUGAUAUAAUAGAGGGCAGUUUUGUGACUCUGACCUGCAGCAGUGAUGCAAACCCACCUGUGGAGACCUACACCUGGUUUAAGGAAAGACAUUAUGUGAAAACUGGAAAAACUUACACCAUCAACAUGAUCACCUCUAUGGACAGUGGAAACUACACGUGUGAGGCUACAAAUAAACAUGGACAUAAGUCUUCUAUGGCUGUCUCUCUGAAUGUCCUGUAUCGUCCUAAAAGAGUCUCAGUGUCAAUCAGUCCCUCAGGUGAGAUCAUGGAGGGGAGAUCAGUGACUCUGAACUGCAGCAGUGAUGCAAACCCACCUGUAGAGACCUACACCUGGUAUAAGGGAACAUAUUCUAUAACCACAGGAAAAACCUACACCAUCAACCAAAUCAACUCUGAGCACAUUGGAGAGUACAUGUGUGAGGCUAAAAAUAAACAAGGACAUCAGUUCUCUAGGCCGGUCUUUCUGAAUGUCUUGUAUCCCCCUAAGAGCGUCUCAGUGUCCAUUAGUCCCUCUGGUGAGAUUGUUGCGGCUAGUUUAGUGACUCUGACCUGCUACAGUGAUGCAAACCCACCUGUAAAGACCUACACCUGGUAUAAGGUGAAUGAAAGCUCACCUGUAGGAUUCGGACAGAGUUACAGCUUCAUGCUGAGCUCCAGCAGCAGUGGAUGGUUUUAUUGUGUGGCUCAGAAUAAAUAUUGGGGUGAGAAAGCAGCUGCAGUGCAUCUCAGUAUAACAGGUCGCAUCAGGAAGUCUUUUGUAGCCGUUGGAUUUUUGCUCUGUGGGAUCACAGUUCUUUUCAGCAGAUAUUGCUUUAUAAGGAUGAAGAAGAUGAUGAUGUCUAAUCAAAACAAUAUGAAUACUGUCACUCGUGAUGAAGAACAGACGUACACACAUAUUGACCUCAGUUCUAGGUGCCCUAACGACAUCUACCACACAGUAGAAAUGGUUCAUCUGAAUCCCCCUGAUAACAUGUACAGAGCUCUGGAUCCUCAGACCAGGUCCUCCAAUGACAUGUACAACACACUUGCAAACGGUUACUACAAUGUUCCUGAUACGAUGUACACAGAUGUGGACUCUCAGCCCAGUUCGUCUGAUUACUACAAUCUACCACCUGCAAGAAGGUUACAGUGAGAUCAUCAGUCUGGACACCAUGUCGAAAGAGAGAGAUGCUAGCAAGAUGGCCAUUGCUGAAUUGUUCUGUUUUUGAACUGUGAAUUAAGAUUGACCUCAAACUUUAAAACAGUUUGAGGUCUAAAACAGAUGAAAAUGAAGAAAAACAUCACUUUCUGUUCUGAAGAGUUUCUCUAGUUAGAAACUUUAAAGCUCAUUAAAACUGUUGACAAAAACAAAAACUCAAAUUCUUUCAAAUGUCAAAAACAUUGUCUACAAACCAUAAAACCACUUGUAGAACCACUUGUUAAAAUCUGAAUUACUUCAAACUACUAUCAAAGCAAGCUGGAUAAGCUUUGAAAUUUUCUAAUAAGCUUUUUCAAUUUAUUUUAUUUUUUUUUACAUUUAUAUAAAUAAAUCUAACUAUUAAUAAACUUUCUUUCAGCUUUUCUCAUUAGGGGGCGCCACAGCGGAUCAUCCGC
Messenger RNA from Silurus meridionalis, 2078 nucleotides. RefSeq names its product B-cell receptor CD22-like. Lineage: Eukaryota; Metazoa; Chordata; Actinopteri; Siluriformes; Siluridae. The record is from RefSeq and is a predicted model, not a curated record. The coding region runs from base 55 to 1617 and encodes 520 amino acids. The transcript is spliced from 12 exons.